AUGGAGGUUUUGUUUUUUGUUUACAACCCGAAGACAUUGACGAUGGCCACUCAAGAGCUUAUCAAUUCCAUCAGCGCUGCCUCCAAUGUGCCCACCGCAGAGCUCAAGGAGGAGGAGCGUGUAGCUCUCCUCGCCGCCUGCGCGAAACUCAAAUCGAAGUUGGAGACUCCUCGCGAGGCAACAUUCCAGUUUUUAUUUGCUCCUCAUCAAUCAGUGGCCCUUAGGUUGGCAGUGGAUAUGGGCCUGUUCGAUGCUUCUGCUAAAUUAUCCGCCGACCGUGCAGAUGUACGUCUUGAUGACCUUGCCUUUUUGGCUGGUGUGGAUCCGCUACUCGUUAGGCGCGUUAUGAGGUUCUUAGUCGGAAUGGGUAUAUUUAGUGAAAAGGGGGAAGGGGUAUAUACACCGCUGAGACUCGCGAAGCUCUAUGUCACGGCUUCUCCUUUAGCACAAGGAAUUAUUCAUAUGUUCAACGAGGUUGUUUCGGCUUUUCCCUCCUACUUUUCUUCGAAGGGCUAUAAGAACCCCGACGACGCCUACGAUGGUGUCUUCCAAUUCGCACGAAAGACAAACUUGCAUUGUUUUGACUGGCUUGCCACAAAGCCACGGCUCCAGCAUGCGUUCAACAGUGUAUUGAGCAUAUCUCGAACGGCGCAGGGCACACAUUGGUUUGAGUACUUUCCAGUCCUAACAAAACUGCAGCUGGGGUCAACUUCGGAUCCGCUCCUCGUCGACAUUGGUGGUGGAAGAGGACACGACCUCAUCGCUUUCAAAGAGCAAUAUCCAGACCUGCCAGGAGAACUGAUUCUUCAAGAUAUCCCCGCUGUCCUCAAAGAUGUGAACGAGUUGCCCGCUGGCAUACAAGCCAUGGAGCAUGAUUUCUUCUCCCCACAGCCCGUCAAACAUGCAAAGGCUUAUUACCUUUCAAACAUACUUCACGAUUGGCCUGAAACGCAGGCACUGAAGAUACUCGAACACAUCAAAAACGCGAUGGGUCCAGACUCGAUACUCCUCGUCAGCGAAAACGUCAUCCCUGAGACGGGAGUGACACUGCUUUCGGCGUCCAUAGACUUUAUGAUGAUGGCAAAUUUUUCGGCUCUAGAACGAACGAAAAAGCAGUUUGAAUCUCUGUUGGAUCGGGCUGGGUUUACGUUAGUUGGGUCGUGGGCGCCUCCGAACUUGGCCGAAGGUGAAGACAGAAGGCUCCUGGAGGCCGUGCUGACGGGGUGA
Messenger RNA from Coccidioides posadasii C735 delta SOWgp, 1227 nucleotides. Lineage: Eukaryota; Fungi; Ascomycota; Eurotiomycetes; Onygenales; Onygenaceae. The record is from RefSeq and is a predicted model, not a curated record.